Labeo rohita (rohu) is the source of this 2041-nucleotide messenger RNA. RefSeq lists its product as uncharacterized. Lineage: Eukaryota; Metazoa; Chordata; Actinopteri; Cypriniformes; Cyprinidae. Gene Ontology annotation, molecular function: cysteine-type endopeptidase activity. The coding region runs from base 181 to 1821 and encodes 546 amino acids. The record is from RefSeq and is a predicted model, not a curated record. The transcript has 11 exons. Gene Ontology annotation, biological process: immune response. Gene Ontology annotation, cellular component: lysosome.
AUUCAGUCCCUCCUUCUCGUGUUUUUUGGGAACUUUCUGUUAUCGUGCGUCGUCGUUGGCGUAAACGCUCUCGUUAAACUUCUGCGUGAUUUUCGUGUUUCGUUCGGAACAUUUUUUCAGACGGACGAAAGCGUAUUAUCUUCUCCGGUGGAUAUCCGUCUGGUUUCUUUAGAUUGCACUAUGUUGCUUCUUGUAGCUGGGUUCGUUGUGUUGGUGUGUGCUGCAGAUGCCACACCAGUUGCUGGAAGAACGGUGCCUGAUUUUGGAAAGAUGUAUCAUGUUAAAGGUCUGCUUUCUUUGCCAUAUGCUGAGAUAAAGGAACCAUUUGAGGCUUGGUAUGACCUCAAGGGGAACAGAAGUCGAAUCGACUAUUAUCAUGGUACAGUGUCUACUUUUUUCAUUGGAAAUGAUUUGGAUUACGGUGCCACUUACAAGAUUACACCAGUCACCACUGAGACUGAAUUCAAUACUAUGAAGUGUUUCCAGCUUAAUGGUACCAAGGAUGGUCCAAUACUUCCACAGACAGCACUGCCUGAUCUGCAGGGCUUUGAAUUUGAGAAGAUGGAGUAUUACGCAGGCAAUCUGUGUGAGGUCUGGAAAAACGUCACACAGGUUGGCCACAAGAAGAACACGUAUCGUCUGUGGGUCACACGUCCGGAGGGAAAUGAUUCCCCAGCCACCCCACACCACUAUGAGAUGAUGGGCUUCAACACUCUUUUGGGGUCCCACUACGAUAAAUACCUUAUCGACUACAGUGACUUCAGCUCUCGAAUUGAUUCAGACAUUUUCAAACUGCCUGCAGGAAUGACCUGUGGUGACUUUCCUGGACCUGGUCUGGAGCAUCAUUUAUUGGCCAACCCCAUCCAAGACCUUGUCCACACCUCCCCCGUCGGUCAUGCCCAUCGUAUGUUUGGCCACUUUAAAGAGAAGUAUGAGCGUCAAUAUGAAAAUGAAAAAGAGCAUGAGGAACGUGAGCACAACUUUGUGCAUAAUAUUCGGUAUGUGCACUCCAUGAAUAGAGCAGGUCUUUCAUUUUCCCUCACUGUCAAUCACCUGGCUGAUCGGUCACAGGAAGAGCUGGCCAUGAUGAGAGGACAUAAAAGGACUCAUGUUCACAAAAAGGCUCAGCCUUUUCCCUCUGAAAUCCGCUCUAUAGACACCCCUGAUACCAUAGACUGGAGGCUGUAUGGUGCUGUGACACCAGUGAAAGACCAGGCUGUGUGUGGAUCUUGCUGGAGCUUUGCCACCACUGGAACACUAGAGGGAGCACUUUUCCUGAAGACUGGAGAGCUGACCCCACUGUCCCAGCAGAUGCUGGUGGACUGCACAUGGGGAUUUGGGAACAACGGUUGUGAUGGAGGAGAGGAAUGGAGAGCCUUUGAGUGGAUGAUGAAACAUGGUGGCAUUUCUACUGCAGAGAGCUAUGGAGGAUAUAUGGGCAUGAAUGGUUUGUGUCAUUACGAUAAGUCCUCCAUGGUGGCGAAGUUGAGUGGGUACACUAAUGUGACCAGUGGUGAUAUUGUGGCACUGAAGGCCGCUAUCUUUAAAUUCGGCCCUGCAGCAGUCAGCAUUGAUGCUGCUCACCGUUCCUUCGCUUUCUACAGCAAUGGAGUCUACUAUGAACCAGCAUGCAAAAAUGGGACUGAUGACUUGGAUCAUGCUGUGCUAGCAGUUGGUUAUGGGAUAAUAAAUAAUGAGCCCUACUGGCUAGUGAAAAACUCCUGGUCCACUUACUGGGGCAAUGAUGGUUAUAUACUGAUGUCCAUGAAAGACAACAACUGUGGUGUGGCUACUGAUGCUACUUAUGUGACAUUAGCUUAAUAUACGUACAGCCUUCAAAGAAAAGAAAAUCACGCAAGGUGAUGGACGAAUUGUUUUCAACAGUUUUAUUGCAGAUCCUGGAUGCUGGACAAUUGAUCACAGUUUUAUUGUGCAUCAGUUGGAAUGUUAAUAAAUGGAAAGUCUUAAUAACAAAAUGCUUGUUCAUUGUAAAAUCACAUUAAGACCUGCAUUCCAUCAUGCAGCAAAAGUAACAAACACA